GCGCUGUGUUUGCUCGGCGAGAUGUGCGACGAGGAGAUCGAGCGGGGCAUCGUCAGCUACUCUGCUGCCAUCAGCGCCUGCGAAAAGGGCAGGCAGUGGCAGCAGGCGCUAUGGUUGCUGAGAGAAAUGAAGGAAGCAGCGCCGAAAUGCAUGAACACCAUCAGUUAUAAUGCUGCUAUUAGCGGAUGCCAGAAAGGAGGCCAGUGGCAGCAGGCGCUGUGGUUGUUGCGCGAGAUGUAUGGAGCGAAGGUGGAUCGAAGCGCUGUUACUUACAAUGCAGCUGUCAGCGCAUGCGGCUCAGGCGGGCAGUGGCAACGGGCUUUGAGUUUGUUGAGGGAAUGCCGAGAAAUGGACAUACAGCAGGACGCGGUCAGUUUCAACGCCGCAAUUAGUGCGUGCGAUAAUGGUGGAAAUUGGCAGCAGGCGCUGUCGUUGUUGAGAGAAUUGCGCGAUUCAGGUCUUGGAUUUGAUGUCAUAGGCUAUGCCGCUUGCAUAAGCGCGUGCAGGGAACGCGGGCAGUGGAAGGAAGCAUUGUGGUUGCUGAGCGAGUUGUCAAACGUGAAGCUAGAGCCAGAUUGGGUCAGCUUCAAUGCAGGAGUGAGCGCGUGUGAGAAAGGUGGGCAAUGGGAGCAAGCAUUGGAUUUGUUGAGCGAGCGGCAGAUUAAGAUGAAGCUUGACGUCAUCAGCUAUAACAUCGGGAUCACCGCUUGUGAGAAAGCGGGGCAGUGGCAGCAGGCGUUAGAGUUAUUGAUGGAGCUGUUGGAUGCGACAGUGGAGCUAGACGUCGUCACCUACACCUCUGGAGUCAACGCGUGCGAGAAAGGAAGCCAGUUCCAGCAGGCGGCAUGCUUUUCGAGCGACUUGGGCCUGGCGUCAGAGCGGCGGAUGGAGGUGCUCUUCCACCAGCGUCUCACUCGUUGA
This is a messenger RNA of Prorocentrum cordatum, 921 nucleotides long. The record is from the annotation of a GenBank genome assembly. Lineage: Eukaryota; Dinophyceae; Prorocentrales; Prorocentraceae.